Messenger RNA from Paralichthys olivaceus (Japanese flounder), 2098 nucleotides. RefSeq names its product golgin A7 (gene golga7). Gene Ontology annotation, biological process: Golgi to plasma membrane protein transport; peptidyl-L-cysteine S-palmitoylation; protein targeting to membrane. Lineage: Eukaryota; Metazoa; Chordata; Actinopteri; Pleuronectiformes; Paralichthyidae. The record is from RefSeq and is a predicted model, not a curated record. Gene Ontology annotation, cellular component: palmitoyltransferase complex; Golgi stack.
AGGACUUUUAUUGUGAAGUCCGUGAUCGGGAACUCUCAGUUGGCCGGUGCAGCUCAGGAAGUGUCGCUAUGGCUGAGACCCACAGUUUACAGGACCUCCAGCAGCCAGCUGUCUCGUCCAAGGUGUUUAUCCAGAGGGACUACAGCUCAGGAACCAUCUGCAAGUUCCAGACCAAGUUCCCCUCUGAGCUGGAGUCAAGACUUGAUAAGCAGCAGUUUGAGGAGACCAUCCAGACUUUAAACAACCUGUAUGCAGAGGCAGAGAAGCUCGGGGGGAAGUCAUACUUGGAGGGCUGUCUGGCUUGUAUAACUGCAUACGCAAUCUUCCUCUGUAUGGAGACACACUAUGAGAAGGUUUUAAAGAAGAUUGCCAGGUACAUUAAGGACCAGAAUGAGAAGAUAUAUGCUCCCAGGGGCUUGCUGCUCACUGACCCCAUAGAGAGAGGCCUCCGAGUUGUUGAAAUCACCAUCUUUGAAGACAGAAGUGUUGGCUCUGGAAGAUAAAGAAUCUUGUGGUAUGUUGUCAGUCAUAGAAGAAUCUUUAAUGGAGUCAGCUUCGCUGGGAAAAUCUUGGGAGCUCCACUGUGACCCUCUUGAUCUAUAAGAAAUCAGAAUAUCAGGACAGUAUUUUCCUUAUCCGUAGUCAAACCGAUUACUGACCACUUCUAAUUCCAUCAUGUGAUAAUAACUGCAAUUUAGUUACGAGGAUGCCUUAACAAACUAAACUCCAUUGGCUCUUGUUUAGUAACAAAAGGAUUUCCCCCUUUUUCCUUUACUCUAUAAACCAAGACUGACCAGAUACUCUUCAUCUAUCUGGAAGCAUAUAUUCAAAUAUCUGCUUCACCUGAAUGGAUGUAUAUAAUUUUGAUCUGAUUCUUAUAUUUUGUUAUUUAUACGUUCUCUACUGUCUGCCUAUCCUUAUGUUAUGUUAUGUGUCUUUUUAUAUAUAUAAAAUAAUGUACAGUACAUCAAAGUGUUUGAGUAGUUACAUGUUUUCUCUUCAGGCUCUUUGCUUCUGCUCAUUCAGUUUGGAAAAAAAAUAAAAUAGAUCCAUUGAAUUGCCAAAUCUUAGCUUUAAUUUGAGUAGGUUUGGGAGAUGCAGCUCAUUUAACACAUUGCAUUACUAAUUGGACACUUGGCUCCUAAAUGUUUCUUGGGCAGCUGUGUGGAGUUGGAAUGUUUAUUCAAACUGAAAAAACUGAAACUGCAACAAGCAAGGUGUUUUCCAUAAAAUGUAAAAUUAAGUUUUGUUUGACUUCAUGUGUAUCUGUUCAAACCCCUUAACCUUAGGCACUAUGUACUAAAAUGGCGGCAUCUCCCACAUAGUUCUCUCUCAUAACCCAUCUCAAAGUAAAGCUGAGACAUGACACUUUAGUAUUUGUAUCUAUUAUUAUCUAUAAUGAUUUAAAAUUGAAUCUACUGAGGCACAGAACCCAAAGAAGAAAAAUAUAUGACACUGUCAAAAUACAUACAUUUAUAAAUCAUGUCCUAUUUAAUCAAAAUCAGUCUCCGUUAAUGGGCCAUUGUGACAAAUGCCACUUUUGACCAUCGUUAUCAUGAGGGAUUUGACUUGUGUAUUGUUUUGCAAGUCAAAUGUGUUGUCAUUCAAGAGUUUGGGUUAGAAUUAUGAAGGGAUUGAGUUGUUGGAACUGUCUUUAAACCUAAGUCCUGUUAUGGGUUGUAUUCCACAGUAUUGUUGUCUGUGUUGGGGCAAAUGUUCUCAUUUGUACAUGAAUGUGACUUUUUGCUGGGAAACUCUUGUGAAACGCACACAUUGGACUGGAGAUUUUUAUGACACCAAACAUGGAGCGUGUUUGCUUUUGAUAGGUCAAUCAUAAAACAAAAAUCUGACCUAAUACAUUUUGAGAAAUAUCUGUCUCUGCCAUGUCAUAACCCAACUGGACUGAAUCUCCCAAAUCAUACCCAGCAGUCCUGUGCCAUUUUUCUCCUUAGAGUAAUUAUCUAUAUUGUGAAUGUCAUCCCAAUAUUUCAUUGUCACCAAACACCACAGGAACCUUAAACACUGAAUUCCACACACAAAUGCUACUUUUGUUACAAAUAAUCUUCUGUUUUGUCUAAAUAAAAAGUCUUUUCCUGAA